Molecule: messenger RNA, 3924 nt
Organism: Cynoglossus semilaevis (tongue sole)
Lineage: Eukaryota; Metazoa; Chordata; Actinopteri; Pleuronectiformes; Cynoglossidae
Gene: gnb1b
Product: guanine nucleotide binding protein (G protein), beta polypeptide 1b
Exons: 10
Coding region: 462-1484 (340 amino acids)
Biological process (GO): signal transduction
Molecular function (GO): protein binding
Source: RefSeq, a predicted model, not a curated record
CUAACUGCAGGGUCACCGCGCCCAUCUCGUUCAGUUCGAUGGCCGGACGAGAGUGAUACCAGGGAAAGGGCAGAUGUUGUGUUUGGUAGCGGGCAGAGAGAACUGUGUCCUGUUUACUUUCGGCGACAUUACAGAGUAGGAUUUGUGUUUGCCUGGGCAGUGUCUUGAGUUCAUACACAGCCAGUGGGUGUGAACCCCCCCCUCCUCCCCUAUCCGGUUGGUUGACGGAGGUUGUCAAGCUCCCUCGCUGUAGCCUGCGCACGGGAAGGGCUGCUCCUCGGAAAACUACGGCUAGCUGGCUAGUUAGAGAGCUAGCGCAGUGGUGCUCGUUGAUGCGUGGAUCGGAGGGAUACACCGUCUUGAUUUCCAGUCAAUGCCAAAACGCAAAAACAAGCGCAAAUUGAACCAGAUCAACAAGUGCCCCUGUAGCUGGAGUAAGGUUAUCAAAAAAGGAGAAUAAAAUGAGUGAGUUGGACCAGUUACGCCAAGAGGCAGAGCAGCUCAAAAAUCAGAUCAGGGAUGCCAGGAAAGCAUGUGCAGAUGCCACACUAUCACAGAUCACAGCCAACAUUGACCCGGUCGGCCGGAUCCAGAUGCGUACAAGACGAACGCUGCGGGGUCAUUUGGCCAAAAUCUAUGCCAUGCACUGGGGAACAGAUUCCAGGCUUCUGGUCAGUGCCUCCCAAGAUGGGAAACUCAUUAUUUGGGACAGCUAUACCACAAACAAGGUGCAUGCCAUUCCACUUCGAUCUUCCUGGGUCAUGACUUGUGCAUAUGCACCUUCAGGAAAUUAUGUGGCCUGUGGUGGUUUAGACAACAUCUGCUCCAUUUAUAACCUGAAAACGCGUGAGGGGAAUGUACGUGUGAGCCGCGAGCUCGCCGGACACACAGGAUACCUGUCCUGCUGUCGAUUCCUGGAUGACAACCAGAUUGUUACAAGCUCUGGAGAUACCACUUGUGCACUUUGGGACAUUGAGACUGGCCAGCAGACGACCACAUUUGCUGGACACACAGGGGACGUCAUGAGCCUGUCAUUGGCCCCCGACUCCCGGUUAUUUGUCUCUGGUGCUUGUGAUGCUUCUGCCAAACUCUGGGAUGUGAGGGAGGGCAUGUGCGGACAAACCUUCACUGGCCACGAGUCUGACAUCAAUGCCAUCUGUUACUUCCCGAAUGGCAAUGCCUUUGCCACAGGCUCUGAUGACGCCACCUGCAGGCUGUUUGAUCUGCGUGCGGAUCAGGAAUUAAUGGUGUACUCUCAUGACAACAUCAUAUGUGGCAUCACCUCUGUUGCUUUCUCCAAGAGCGGCCGUCUUCUCCUGGCCGGAUACGACGACUUCAACUGCAACGUGUGGGACACACUAAAAGCCGACCGCGCCGGUGUGUUGGCUGGACAUGACAACCGCGUUAGCUGUCUGGGAGUUACUGAUGAUGGAAUGGCAGUUGCAACAGGAUCCUGGGACAGUUUUCUGAAGAUCUGGAAUUGAGGCCAGAAGGUUUUUUUGUUUUGUUUUUUCUUCCUUUUUUAAAAAAAAAAUUGUUUCACAUCUUCCCACACUAUACUUCAAAAGCUAUUCCAAGCAAAACCUGUAGUUGCAGUGGUCUGAUAUGCCCUAUGUUUCCCCUGUCUGGAGUAGAAGAAAUGCCAAUGGUGCUACUUUUGUUGCCUUACAGGUUUAAGAGCAUUAUGGGUUCAUUGAAAUGUACGUGUUCCUUUCGCUGCUCUGCUUAUUUGACAUACCUCUUAGCUCAAAUUAAUUUUUAUAAGUCGCAUGGAAACAGAACAUUGUUGCCCCCUUCAUCGGGGCAAAUGCACAGCCUUCUAGCAUUUUUCUAAACAGGCUUUUAUACAGUGUUUGAUUGGUUCUGCCCUAACGGAGGUCUGCUACGUAACAAUGUCUCUUAAUGGUGAUCCAACAUGGGAGCCUGGAGAAACAUGGAAGAUGAAAUAAGUUCAUCUCAGUCCCACACAGUAGACCUUUGAGUAAAUUCCUGUUGAAUUCUCUGCAUCACACUCCAACGUUGUAUGUACAAAUUUGACAUCACUAAUAAUCCUCUAUCCCCCGAGGUCAUCUGAUGAUGAUGAUGAUGAUGAAGAACCCAAGCAGCUUUAACCAUAUGUUUGACCUGAGCUUAAAUAGGCAACACUGUAGACCAGUUUAGAUUAGUGUAAAUGCUAAAUUUAAAUUUGUUUGUGUUUCCCAGAUGUUCUUUUAACUCCAAAGUUGACUGGAAGACCAUUACAACUUCAGAAUGUUCAACACUUCAACACUGUUUAGAUUGACUUGGACACCAAAAACAAACAAAACAAACAAACGAGAAAAAAAAAACAAAAAAAAUCAAUGCCUUUCCUACACAAAGAAGAGCACAAUUGUUUGUCACCUAGUUAAGAAAGGAUCUCCUGUGGUAUCAAAUCAGAAACUUCUGCAUUCCUUCCUGGACCAUUUUAUGUUACGUAGACAUGAAAGAGAAAAACAACACUAUCAUCCCAUGCAAAUGUGUGCGUCUUGAAAGCAAAUGUUGGAGUGUAAUGUACAAAUUAUUUAACUUUUUUUAAAAAGAAUUAUAUUCUGAUGGUUUGUUAUUCUCGAUGGCUUUCUUUUUUCCAUGUUUCUUUAGUGGUUUUAGAUUUGUUUGAAUUACAGCUUGUCUUUCUAAUCCAGUUAAAUCAAAUGAGCGAAAAGAUGCUGAAGUAAAAGCUUGGAUCAUAUUACACGAGCAGCUUUCAAAAUGUCCAUGAUGUAUUUAUAUACUAGCUGUCUUUGUUUUUGUUUUUUUUUGUUUUGUUUUUUUCAUCACAGCCUUUUGCACAUGAAGAAGCUUUGCCUCUCGACUAAUGCUAUGUUGACUAACAAAGCACAUGCUAUAAGUUAUGAAUGCUCAUUCCAGUACAAAAGGAGUUAUUAUGAGUAACUUAUCCAGUUAACCCCUUAAUUCUUGUACAUGCCUUUGCCUUUGGGUGGGAUGGGUUGGGAGUGGCGGGGUGCUAGGUGCAGAGAUAAUCUGGGCAGGGGUGGGGCAAUUGUGUUUAGUAUCCACUUUGAGUGAACACCUCACCUGGCUAAAUAGACACUUCCUUUGCUUGGGACUGCAGUUGCAACUCUGAAUGAAAUGUACAAAUCAAUGUCUGAAAAUAAUGGUCUGAUGUUUUAAGUUAAGACAUUUAAUUUUGUCUGCCAUGAGUUAAUUUAGAUGUGCAUGCUGUAGACUUGCUUUUAAUGGUGCAACAAUCCUAGAGUUUUCUUUUCUUUUCUUUUCUUUUCUUUUUUUUCUUUUUGUUUAGUUUUGGAAACGGAGAGCAGCCGAUUCAUUGAACUUAAUAGUAGCCAGUUCUUUGGCUCCAGCUCUGCAUACAUCAUGUUCUAAUACUGGUAAUGCUAUGCACCAGAGUGAGCAAGAAUGGGGAAAGACUUAAUAUUGACUGCAUACUUAGUGUAAAUUAUGCUUACCAGUUCUCUUGAUGCUAAUUUUGUAGUAACUAUAACAAUCAUUGUGAGAGUCCUUUUCUCUCCUUCAAAGCUUCACACUCAAAACAGUAAUGUCCUCACAUACUAAAAACUUUUGUAUAUUUUUUUUCCUUGGUCUUAAAUUGAAAAUUGGAGCAUCUGAAUGACAACAUUUCACUGUAUACAAAAGCACUUUUAUUAAAGUUGUGACAUAUUUUCACUUUUCUUUUUUCUGCGAUGGUGUACAAUAAAUGUGAUGUAUUUGUGUGUGGCCACAAGUGAAAAUGCAAUUCAACUGAGAUGGAUUCCUUUUUCUCUUUCCAUUAAUAUUAUAGAGCUCUGCACCCUUAUGUAUCUUUUCACUUUUUGUAUUUCAUUUCAGUCUGUUGGUGUUCCACGGUGAGCUGGAUGCAAGAUAGAUACUGUACUAAAUUGUACUGUUAUUGAUUGAAAAAUGUAAUAAAAAGCUGUUUGAGAUCUC